This is a messenger RNA of Phytophthora sojae, 1314 nucleotides long. RefSeq lists its product as hypothetical. The transcript has a single exon. The record is from RefSeq and is a predicted model, not a curated record. Lineage: Eukaryota; Oomycota; Peronosporomycetes; Peronosporales; Peronosporaceae. Gene Ontology annotation, molecular function: protein binding. Bases 1 to 1314 code for a protein of 437 amino acids.
AUGUGCAAGCAGGCGUUGAUGAACGCCGUGAGGGGAGGGCAUGUGGAUGCAGUCAAAGUUCUGCUGGCAAGUUGGGAGGAAUUUGAACUUGGCAAAGACUGGUAUUUUAACCAUUAUGGCAAGCAUUCACCUUACGAUUUCGACGAGUUGGAGGCGUUGGAGGAGGCGGUGAAGGGCGAGGAGAAGGAGAUCAUUGGGGUGAUCUGUGAGAAGACGGAAGACCCAAGAGAGCUCUUCAACUGGGCAGUUGAGCAGGACAACCUCCAGGUAUUUCAGUGUGUGUAUCAAUUCCAUGGCGAGGACGAGAUGGAGAAUGUCUUCAGAGCAAUGAUCGAUGCGGCCGGUCGUGGGUGUCUGGAGAUUGUCAAGUUCGUGAUGGAAGAGUGUGGCGCUGAACUUGCAGAGCUAUAUGAAUGUGACCUUCUCUUUCGCUGCCCCCUCGUCACUGCGAUCGAGGAAGGGAAGCGGAAUAUCGUCGACUACCUGUACGAGCACAAUGGAUACAAAGACGCAUCGUUUAUAUCAGCACUCUGUGCUGCAGCUUGGUCCGGCUCGCUGGAAUUGGUGGAAAUGUUCUUUGGCAAGCAUGGUUUCGAUGCUGCUGCGUUAGAUAGAGCAUUCGCAUCGGCAGCCCGCGGUGGUCAUCUCGAGAUAGUGAGGCAUCUACAGUCGCUUCAGAAAUUUGAGCAGGCUGCUAUUGAUGAGGCUUUUGUAUCGGCAGUCAGCGGUGCCCAAAUGGAAGCUCUCGAAUACUUGUGUGCAAUUGAGGGAUACACGAUUUCGGCUGCUUCUCUCGAUGAAGCUUUUCAAAACGCUGCUGGCAGCCUCCAACUUGAUAUGUUGAAGCAUUUGGACAGCAAAGGGGGUAUUUCUCGUCGAGCGAUAAACAGCGCGUUUGAGUGCGCUGCAAUUGAAUCAGGAAUUCUGUCUGAACGGCGCGAUGUCCAAGUGCGGGUAUUGGAAUUUUUGGUAAACAAGGGAGGAGUCUCCCCCGAAGCCAUUGACGCGGGGUUUUCCGACGCAACACUUAGAUGUCGUCUGGACGUUGUGGAACUCUUGUACUCCAAGGGGUCGAUCUCUCCCAAGUUGGUUAACAAAGCCUUCCAAGAAGCGGCAAAGCACAACUGCGCUGAAGUAGUUCGGUUUCUCUACAAAACUGACCUUGUCAGUCCAAAGUCGGUCGAGAAAGCCUUCAUCCAGUUGCGGAUACGACGACGCCCAGACGUCGCUGGACAAAGCUUGGCGCAAGCACUCUUCGAAAGAGCUCCCUCGUCGGGUGUUACGCUUUUUGAAGCAAAAGGAGCUCAUUUCUGA